Messenger RNA from Musca domestica (house fly), 1110 nucleotides. RefSeq names its product epidermal growth factor-like protein. The coding region runs from base 122 to 1012 and encodes 296 amino acids. The record is from RefSeq and is a predicted model, not a curated record. The transcript has 2 exons. Lineage: Eukaryota; Metazoa; Arthropoda; Insecta; Diptera; Muscidae.
AGACUUUGCGGAAUUUGCUCAAAUGACUGCAUGUUCAGUGUAAUUUUAUACUCAAAAAGAAGAGUCACGAUUUGUUAGCCAAUUGUGAGAAUCGAACGAAAAAGCAUCACUUCCCUUAAAUAUGGAUUUGAAUAUAAUGAAAUUUCUAAUUUUUACCAUUUUUCUGCAAUGCACUUUUGCCGACAAUUGGUGUACCAGAGUGGUGCAUAGAACCUACAAUGUUGAGAAUGACGAUGGAACUUUGCAGCCAAAAAACAUUACAAGAAAUGAACGUUAUUGUUGCGAAGGUUACUAUCUAAACGAUGGCGACUGUGCCCCAAAGUGUGUGGAAAAUUGUCCAAAUGGAAAAUGUGUUGCACCGGGCGAAUGUGUUUGCAAUGAGGGUUACAAUUUGGAUGUAGAAAGUCAGAUAUGUCAACCCGUUUGCUCCAUGGAUUGUGGUUUUGGCAAAUGCAGUAAACCGGAAUUCUGUGAAUGUUUUGAAGGCUAUACCUAUGGAUUGUCUAGCAUCGUUUGUAAUCAAGCCAUUUGCAAGGAACCCUGCCAAGAAUUUAGCACUUGUGUUAGGCCAAAUGAAUGUGAAUGCAUGGAGGGAUAUCGUUCCAUUGCAAAUAACACCAAAUGUGAACCGAUAUGUGAAACGGGAUGUCCAAAUGGCGUGUGCAUUAAACCCAACAUGUGUGCCUGUAAUCUAGGCUUUUCAAUGAACUUCACCCUUAGAAGUUGUCAAGAAAACAUAUGUGAGCUGCCGUGUCCCGAGCAUGGUUAUUGUGAAGUCAAUGGCCGAUGUGAUUGCAUUGAUGGUUAUAUUAUAUCAAUGUUCACCACAGGUCCAAAGGUAUUGUGUGAGGAACGUUUACCGCAUGCCCUCAAGUUGUUGGCCAUAUUUUUGGCAUGUACCCUUGUCUUUGCCAUUAUCAUAAUGAUUAUUGUAAAAUGUAUGACUCGAAAAGUGGACUAUGAACCGCAAAAAGUCGAAGAGAAAUAUAAAAUCAAACACACAGCCAUGUAAAGAUAUAGCGCAGACGAAAUAUUUUAGAUUUAUUUUUAUAUACAAGCAUUUGUUAAAAUGAUAAUUAAUGAGUAAUAUAAUUUAUUUAUAAACAAAAA